Molecule: messenger RNA, 1659 nt
Organism: Penicillium alfredii
Lineage: Eukaryota; Fungi; Ascomycota; Eurotiomycetes; Eurotiales; Aspergillaceae
Product: imidazoleglycerol-phosphate synthase
Exons: 3
Coding region: 1-1659 (552 amino acids)
Biological process (GO): L-histidine biosynthetic process
Molecular function (GO): oxo-acid-lyase activity; imidazoleglycerol-phosphate synthase activity
Source: RefSeq, a predicted model, not a curated record
AUGCCUACGGUUCACCUGCUUGACUAUGUCGCAGGCAACAUUCGCUCAUUGGUCAAUGCGAUCAAUCGGGUUGGAUAUGAAGUGGAAUGGAUCAGAUCCCCGGAGGAUGUGAAAAACGCCGAAAAACUCAUCCUUCCAGGUGUCGGUCACUUUGGCCAUUGCCUCUCCCAACUCGACCAGGGAGGCUUUCUAGAACCGAUCCGACAACACAUUGAAGCAGGAAAGCCCUUUAUGGGAAUCUGUGUUGGUCUACAGGCCCUCUUUCGGGGCUCGGAGGAAGACACCGAGGUCCCGGGGCUGGGGCUGAUCCCAAUGCGUAUUCAGAAGUUCAAUGACAGUUCCAAAAGCGUGCCGCACAUUGGGUGGAAUUCUGCGAUGAACACCGGGGAUGACAGUGCCAAGCAACAGAGUUUCUAUGGCUUGCGGCCGAUCAGCAAAUACUAUUACGUCCACUCCUAUGCGGCUCCGUACAAACCAGGGGCCCUCGAGAACGAUGGUUGGUCUGUGGCCACAGCCACCUAUGGAGAGGAGGAAUUCAUCGGUGCAAUCAGUCGAGGGAACAUAUUUGGGACGCAAUUUCACCCGGAGAAAAGCGGAAUCGCGGGCUUGCGAGCCAUCCGGGCCUUCUUGAAUGGCGACCGACUUCAAUCACUUGCGCCAGAGUCGGUCGCUGGCAAAGGAGAGGACGGCUUGACUCGCAGGGUCAUUGCCUGUCUCGAUGUUCGGACGAAUGAUACAGGCGAUCUAGUGGUCACCAAGGGUGACCAAUAUGAUGUUCGCGAGAAAAGUGGUGUGGACGCUGGUGGCCAGGUCAGGAACCUGGGAAAGCCCGUCGACAUGGCUAAGAAGUAUUAUGAGCAAGGAGCGGACGAAGUCACAUUCUUGAACAUCACCUCUUUCCGAAACUGCCCGCUCGCCGACACGCCUAUGCUUGAAAUCCUGCGAAGAGCAUCGGAAACAGUCUUUGUACCCUUGACCAUUGGAGGGGGUAUUAGGGACACGGUUGACACCGAUGGGACUGAGGUUCCCGCUCUUGAUGUGGCAACCAUGUAUUUCAAGUCCGGUGCCGAUAAAGUUAGCAUUGGCUCGGAUGCGGUCUUCGUCGCUGAGGAGUACUACAAUGCGGGCGAGAAACUGAGUGGCCAAACCGCCAUCGAGACCAUCUCCAAGGCCUAUGGGAAGCAAGCGGUCGUGGUGAGCGUCGACCCGAAACGGGUCUAUGUGGAUCGACCCGAGGACACCAACCACCAUACAAUUCAGACCAGCUACCCCAAUGCGGCUGGACAGCGCUUCUGCUGGUACCAAUGUACGGUUAAAGGCGGCCGAGAAACGCGCGAUGUGGAUGUACGGCAGCUCGUCAGAGCGGUCGAAGCGAUGGGCGCUGGAGAGAUUCUUCUGAAUUGCAUCGACAAGGAUGGGAGCAACAGUGGAUUUGAUCUGGAAUUGAUCAACGAUGUCAAGGCUGCCAUCAAAAUUCCCGUCAUCGCUUCCAGCGGUGCCGGCGUACCUGACCAUUUUGCCGAGGUUUUCAGCAAAACAACCACAGAUGCGGCGUUGGGCGCUGGCAUGUUCCACCGAGGCGAAUAUACCGUGAGCCAAGUGAAGGAGCACCUUCAGAAAGAGAGAUUCCUGGUGCGCCAAUUCGAGGCCGAGCUCUGA